This is a messenger RNA of Necator americanus (New World hookworm), 399 nucleotides long. RefSeq lists its product as uncharacterized. The transcript has a single exon. NCBI's taxonomy places the organism in Eukaryota, Metazoa, Nematoda, Chromadorea, Rhabditida, Ancylostomatidae. Bases 1 to 399 code for a protein of 132 amino acids. The record is from RefSeq and is a predicted model, not a curated record.
AUGGCCACCUCUUGGCUGGGUAUUUUAGACAUGUUCGCAUUGAUUUUAUCGCAGGAGGCUGCGCCGAGAGUACCAUCAGGGUGCCUCUUGACUGAUCUCGAGUACGCCGACGAUGUUGUAAUAUUCGCGGAAAGCACUACUAAAUUUCAACAUGUUGUCAAUCUCGUAUCGGGGUUUGCUGCAGCCUAUGGAUUACCUCUACGCACUGAUAGAUGCAAGCAGCUGUGUAUUUCUUCAAGACCUCAAGAGGGAAUCAGGGUGGAGGGACAACCAAUUGAACUCGUCGAUGAGUUUUGUUACCUGGGCUGUAUGCUGAAAAACAAUGGCAUUCACAAGAAAGAUAUUCAGCAAAUAUGCGCUAAGGCCGUCUUCGCAUUCACCCAUUUCACUUCGCAUUGA